AUGGAAAAACAAGACCAAAACGAGGAACCAUUACCACCGAGCUACAGUCCCCCGGUCAUAGGAUCUUGCCCGGAGAAUACAGCCAAAGAUAUAACAGCUGCGCCACCACAACAACACAAUCCAGAACAGCCAGAGAAAACAGCAACAGCCUCUCCCUGUAAUGUCACAGACAGCAUUGUUGCAGUGGAGGAAGCCCCGGCCAAGACCGCCCCAGCCCCAGAAGCACCCCGGGUGACGCCCUUGGAACAGCUUAAUGAGGUACCUAAAUUGAUUGACUGUCCCUUUUGCCAAUAUCAGGUCAUGACAAGGGUCAUUGAAGAAAAUUCCUCGCAGACUACUAUCGCCGCCCUGUUAUGCUGCAUCUUCUGCGGCGUCAUCUGUGCCUUUGUUCCCUACUUAUGCAAAUGGGCCCAAGAAUACCACCAUUUCUGCGGUAACUGCGGCGUCAAAGUAGCUAUUCGACCAACCGACGGACCCGUUCAAGUGCAAAGACCAAUGCCACCUCCAAAUUAUCCAGCAGCGCCGACUGCGCCAGACGCCGCAUAUAAAUAA
This is a messenger RNA of Talaromyces rugulosus, 552 nucleotides long. RefSeq lists its product as uncharacterized. Gene Ontology annotation, molecular function: zinc ion binding. NCBI's taxonomy places the organism in Eukaryota, Fungi, Ascomycota, Eurotiomycetes, Eurotiales, Trichocomaceae. The transcript has 3 exons. Bases 1 to 552 code for a protein of 183 amino acids. The record is from RefSeq and is a predicted model, not a curated record.